CAGGCAGCCAGAAAGAACAACUCCGCACUAAAGCAGCUGAUCUGAAACCUCCAUCGCCAGCGUCAGGAUGUUGUGUCCCAGCGUCUUCCAGCCGUCCCCCAUCGCCAUGAGGCCUUUCCUGGACCUGCACUGGCCUGUCCGCAGCCUGUGGCCCGAGACCCGGCCGCUCUUCUUCCAAAUCGAACAGGAAAUGAUCCGCCACAUGCAGGAGAUGAGGCAGAACAUGGAGUACAUGGAGCGGCUGCACCAGAAGAUCUUCGAGGAGAUUGACCACACCUCCUCCUCCACCACGGUCUUCAAGCCCAUCGCCUUCCAGGAGCUGGGGAAGGACGGCAGCAGCUUCGCCCUCAGCCUGGACACCAAGGAGUUCUCCCCGGAGGAGCUGUCGGUCAAACAGGUCGGCCGGAAGCUGAGAGUGAGCGGCAGGACGGAGAAGAAGCAGGACGACGGGAAGGGCUCCUACUCCUACAGGUGUCAGGAGUUCAGGCAGGAGUUUGACCUGCCGCACGGCGUUGAACCCGAAACUGUCACCUGCUCGCUGGUGGGCGGCCGGCUGCAGAUCCAGGCGCCCCGGGAGAGAGCCGCCAACGAUGGGAAGGAGAGGAUCGUCCCCAUCAGCGUGGCCUCGGCCCCGGCCAUCACCUCCUCCACCACCUCCACCUCCUCCAGCGGGGGGUCGGAGGCCAGCGGCCCCACCUCGACCCCCUCAGAGAGCAGCCCUGCCGACAAAAACUGAAAACAGACGGAAGCAUCUCGACUUUUCUCGUGUGGUUUUACUGGACGUGACGGAAACAGGAAGCCGCUGUUCUUCACCUGCACUUUGAUUUUUGACUGUAACAAACUCGUCAUAUUAUAUUUUAAGAAUUUCUGAAUGUUUUUUCCUUGUAAUUAUAGUUUAUGAUUACAAACAGCUGAAUUAAAGACUCAUUUACUUUAUCUUCAUUUUGAUCCUUAACAUCAUGUUGGAUUGAAUUUUUUUGUACUCUUUGGAUUUCUUUGCCUAAAGUUCAUGAAUAACUCACUAAAACUAGCUGUUUUUAAUAAACAGAUUUAUUGACCUACUUCUGAAACUAUUCAUAUGUACGUUAAUACUUGUGUUACUACCGAGCUGACCAUUUUUUACUCUUCUGUAUGUUUUUGCUAACAUUAAAAAGUAAGUUGUAGGUUGGCAAACUAAAUUAAUUGUACAACUUUUAUCCAAAUAAAACUAUAACUUAUUGUCCUGUUA
Molecule: messenger RNA, 1228 nt
Organism: Stegastes partitus (bicolor damselfish)
Lineage: Eukaryota; Metazoa; Chordata; Actinopteri; Pomacentridae
Product: heat shock protein beta-11-like
Exons: 1
Coding region: 68-736 (222 amino acids)
Biological process (GO): protein refolding; response to heat
Cellular component (GO): cytoplasm; nucleus
Source: RefSeq, a predicted model, not a curated record